Messenger RNA from Xenopus tropicalis (tropical clawed frog), 3511 nucleotides. RefSeq names its product peroxisomal biogenesis factor 2 (gene pex2). Gene Ontology annotation, biological process: protein import into peroxisome matrix; peroxisome organization. Gene Ontology annotation, molecular function: ubiquitin protein ligase activity; zinc ion binding. Lineage: Eukaryota; Metazoa; Chordata; Amphibia; Anura; Pipidae. The record is from RefSeq and is marked provisional. Gene Ontology annotation, cellular component: peroxisomal membrane.
UGCGCAAGUAAGCUGGCCUUUUCAGCAGCGGUCUGGCCUGUCCCAUUUGGGACAUUCGGGAGAAGAAAUGGCAGCAACUGAAAACAAAAUGGAAGAGAUAAAUCCUGUGUUAAGAAUAAGUCAACUGGAUGCUAUUGAAUUAAACAAGGCAUUAGAGCAAUUAAUCUGGUCUCAAUUUAACAGUUGUUUUCAGGGAUUUAAACCAGGACUUUUGACUCGCUUUGAACCAGAGAUUAAAGCCUUUUUAUGUCUUUUCUUGUGGAGAUAUACCAUUUACACCAAGAAUGCUACAGUGGGACAGGCCAUUUUAAAUAUGCAGUACAAGAAUGACUUGGAGGCAACAAAGAAUUACAGGCCUUUGAAUAAACAGCAGAAAGUUUGGUUUGCACUCUUCAUGGUUGGUGGCAAAUGGCUCGAGGAGAGAUCCUUUGACCUAUUCAGUAAUCACCCUUUUGGGGCUUCGUUUCAGAGGACAAAAUAUUUUCUUAAUGCCAUAUCUGGUCUUCUGAAGUUUGGAGCCCUCUUAAAUUUUUUGAUUUUUCUACAGCAAGGAAAGUUUGCUACUCUGACCGAGCGUCUUCUAGGGAUACGGUCUGUUUUCAGCAGACCUCAAGAUGUCCGUCAGGUUGGAUUUGAAUACAUGAACAGAGAAAUUCUGUGGCACGGAUUUGCUGAAUUUCUUAUUUUUCUUCUUCCUCUCAUAAACACGCAGAAAUUAAAAUCUAAGUUGUUUUCUUGGUGUAAACCUGCUAAAGGCCACAGCCUCAGUGAUCCGUCUUUGGCUGUCAUUUGUAAGGAAUGUUGCCUGUGUGGAGAAUGGCCCGCUAUGCCUCAUACCAUUGGCUGCUCUCAUGUCUUUUGUUACUACUGUAUAAAAAGCAAUUAUAUGGCUGACAUGUAUUUUACAUGCCCGAAGUGUAGCUCACAGGUGCAUAAUCUGCAGCCCCUGGAAUUCAAAAUUGAAAUAUCUGAAGUGCACACCUUGUAGAAUAAAUUGAAGGGCAAAUGUGAAAUCUUUUUGUUUACAUUGAAGCUGCUUAUUGCAUAAACUGCAUUUCUUCUCUGCUCCUUUGAAUUUUACAUUUAAUGGUAAUGGUGCACAGGGAGACUUUGUCCUUGUAGUGCAGUGAUCCCCAACCACUGGCUUGUGAGCUACAUGUUACUCACUAACCCCUUUGAUGUUGUUCCCAGUGGCCUCAAAGUAGGUGCCCAUUUUUGAUUGCUGACAUAGUAGUAUUGGUGGCACAAACACCACGUGUACUGCCAAAUAGAGCCCCUGUAGUCUGCCAGUCCACAUUGGGCUACCAAAUAACUAAUCACAGCCCUUACUGGGCACGCCCUAGGAACUUUUCCAUGCUUGCUUUGUACCCUAAACUUUUAUAAUUUAAAUGUUGCUCACAGUGCCGGAUUUAUCUUCUCCAAAAUUAUCUAUCUCUCUAAUUUAUCUAUGUCAAAAUUAAACAAUAUUGUGCCGCCCCGACAUUUCUGCCACCCUAGGCCCGGGUCUUUGUGGCCUCUCCACAAAUCCGGGCCUGGUUGCUCGCAGAUUAAAAAAAAAAGGUUGAUGACCCUUGUUAAAGUGAUUAGUAACUAUGUCCUGGGGACUAAACUUGCAACAAAAUCACCAUUCACUGUUUUUUUUACAGUUGCCUUUGAUUAGUACUGCUCCAUCAUCUCAUACACUCACCUAAAGGAUUAUUAGGAACACCAUACUAAUACCCUUCUCUGACCUCUAGCAUCAACAUAGCAUCAACAAGGCAUUUUCGCCCACAGGACUGCCGCAUACUGGAUGUUUUUCCCUUUUCACACCAUUCUUUGUAAACCCUAGAAAUGGUUGUGCGUGAAAAUCCCAGUAACUGAGCAGAUUGUGAAAUACUCAGACCGGCCCGUCUGGCACCAACAACCAUGCCACGCUCAAAAUUGCUUAAAUCACCUUUCUUUCCCAUUCUGACAUUCAGUUUGGAGUUCAGGAGAUUGUCUUGACCAGGACCACACCCCUAAAUGCAUUGAAGCAACUGCCAUGUGAUUGGUUGAUUAGAUUGGUGCAUUAAUGAGAAAUUGAACAGGUGUUCCUAAUAAACCUUUAGGUGAGUGUAUAUACAUGCUAGUUAACUCUGUUAUUGUAUAUGUGGAACGUUUGUCCUAUGUAUUCAGUAAUAUGUGCCAAUUUCUCUCUUUUUAGGGGGGGGGGUGCUAAUCAAAUUAAGUAGGGAACGUUUUCUUUAAUAUUUGAAGAUAAUUAAAUAAUUGUAUCAUCUUCUAAUUGUGUUUUAACUGUGAACUGAUGAUCAAUUUAUGUCAGAUUUAUCAGCUAAUUUGCAGUAUUUUAGACAGAUAUAGGAAUUGGGAUGGGACAGUAACGAGUUAUCCUAGUAUCCCUCAUCUAACAUAGCAAUAGGGGUGCAGAACGGUGUAACCUAAUGUAAAACAAGUAUGAACUGAAAUAAAGAACCAAAUAUUAAUAUCUGAAAAUAAUUUUACCUACUAAUUGUGAUUUUAACUGUGAAAUAAUAUUUUGCAAGUGUACUAUACAAAAGCAAUUCAUGUCAGAAUUGUCAGUUCAUUUGCAGUACUUUUAAAUUUAGAUGUAGGCACUAGAAGGGAACAGUGCAUAUGUUUUGGGGCUCAAACGUCCAGUAUCCCUCAGAUAGGGAGGUUUUAGUUUUGGCAUUACAGUAGCACCUGGGUUAAACAAUGGGUUCAAUACCUAGGGCUCAUGUUGGAUGCAUUUUGCCUAUUUAAUCAGUACAGUACUUUGAAACAGGAAUUUCAAUUUCCAGUUUUUGUUUUUUUUCAAGCAGUUUUGCAAAGUUCAUCAAAUUCCCUUCCCUAUUACAGGUAUGAGACCUGUUAUCCGGAAUGCUCGGGACCUGGGGUUUUCGGGAUAAGGGAUCUUUCCAUAAUUUUGAUCUCCAUAGCUUAAAUCUGCUAAAAAUAAUUUUAAUAUUGAAUAAACCCAAUAGGCUUGUUUUGCCUCCAAUAAGGAUCAAUUAUAUCUUAAUUGGGAUCAAGUACAUGUACUGUUUUAUUACAGAGAAACAGGAAAUCAUUUUUAAAAAUGUGAAUUAUUUGCUUAUAAUAGAGUCUAUGGGAGAUGGCCUUUCUAUAAUUCGGAACUUUCCAGAUAAGGGAUCCCAUACCUGUAUAUAGGAUAAAAUCCUUCUCUGUAAACCUAAAACACAUCAAUUAGGUUUAAGGGAGGGCCAUGUUUAUACAGAGCACAUUAUGUCUAUUGGUAAACACAAACAUGAUUAGUUUGUACAUUGUAAUUAAAUAGAUAUAUUCCAAGAAAAUAUGAAGUUUAUUAAAGAAAUGGGGAACACAUUUUCAGUGCAAGUGCUUUUAAUUUGGCUCUUGUUCCGUGUAGGUGUAUAAUAACAUUUAUAAGGAGAAAUAACUGCUUUUUAAGAUUGUAAAAUACCAUUAUACAUGAUAGGCAUUUCUAAUUUAUUAAUAAAUGUCAAAUAAGUAUUUUUUUGUAUGUAAAUAAUGAAUAAAUUAUGUUGUAAAA